Ornithorhynchus anatinus (platypus) is the source of this 2373-nucleotide messenger RNA. RefSeq names its product myotubularin related protein 1 (gene MTMR1). The transcript is spliced from 18 exons. Bases 75 to 2054 code for a protein of 659 amino acids. The record is from RefSeq and is a predicted model, not a curated record. Gene Ontology annotation, biological process: phosphatidylinositol dephosphorylation. Gene Ontology annotation, molecular function: phosphatidylinositol-3,5-bisphosphate 3-phosphatase activity. NCBI's taxonomy places the organism in Eukaryota, Metazoa, Chordata, Mammalia, Monotremata, Ornithorhynchidae.
CCGCCAGGAGGCCAGCCCGCCCCGGGGCCGCCGCCGCCAACGCCGCCAACGCCGCCGCCCCCACCUUGCCCCGGAUGCCCAGCGACGACAGUUUGGACGGCCCUACAGGUUCACAUGUUGAAUGGUGUAAACAGCUAAUAGCUGCUACGCUUUCUAGUCAGAUUUCGGGCUCCGUGCAAGCGGAAAAUGUAUCCAGAGAUUAUAAAGUUUUCAGGAGGCCUGAUUUAAGGAGCAUCCAUAAAAUGAAAAAAAGAUUGGAGAUACAGGAAGGAUACAAUGGCUAUCAUUCUGAAGUUGAAGCUGAUCAGGCUCUGAGGGAUGGAAACAAGUUGGCGCAGAUGGAAGAAGCACCACUUUUUCCAGGAGAGUCGAUCAAAGCUAUCGUGAAAGAUGUCAUGUAUAUCUGUCCAUUUAUGGGAGCAGUUAGUGGAACACUGACAGUCACAGAUUUCAAGUUGUACUUUAAAAAUGUAGAGAGGGAUCCACAUUUUGUCCUGGAUGUUCCCCUAGGAGUGAUAAGCAGAGUUGAGAAGAUUGGAGUGCAGAGCCAUGGAGACAACUCUUGUGGCUUAGAAAUUGUUUGUAAGGAUAUGAGAAGUUUGCGGCUUGCCUACAAACAGGAAGAACAGACAAAGUUGGAGAUAUUUGAAAACCUCAAUAAACAUGCAUUUCCUCUUUCUAAUGGGCAGGCAUUAUUUGCAUUCAGCUACAGAGAAAAGUUUCCAGUUAAUGGCUGGAAGGUUUUUGAUCCAAUUGCAGAAUUUAAAAGACAGGGUCUGCCAAAUGAAAGUUGGAAAAUAUCCAAAAUAAAUCAUAACUAUGAGCUUUGUGAUACGUACCCUGCUGUCCUUGUUGUUCCAACCAGUGUAAAAGAUGAUGACCUCUCUAAAGUAGCAGCGUUUAGAGCAAAAGGCAGAGUUCCUGUGUUGUCAUGGAUUCACCCCGAGAGCCAGGCGACAAUUACGCGCUGUAGCCAACCAUCGGUUGGCCCUAAUGAAAAACGUUGCAAAGAGGAUGAAAAAUAUUUGCAGACAAUAAUGGAUGCUAAUGCUCAGUCACAUAAGCUCAUCAUUUUUGAUGCCCGGCAAAAGAGUGUUGCUUUUACUAACAAGGCAAAAGAUGGUGGCUAUGAAAGUGAAAGCGCUUAUCCCAACGUUGAGAGGGUAUUCUUGGAAAUUCAUAAUAUUCAUGUUAUGAGAGAAUCAUUACGCAAAUUGAGAGAAAUCGUUUAUCCUGCCAUCAAAGAGCCAUUGUGGUUGUAUAGAGUGGAUGGAACACACUGGUUAGAAUACAUAAGGAUGCUGCUUGCUGGAGCUGUAAGAAUUGCUGAUAAAAUAGAAUCUGGCAAAACUUCCGUAGUAGUGCACUGCAGUGACGGUUGGGAUCGUACAUCACAACUCACAUCCCUGGCUAUGCUAAUGUUGGAUGGCUAUUACCGGACCAUUAAAGGAUUCGAAGUUCUUAUAGAAAAGGAGUGGAUAAGCUUUGGUCAUAGGUUUGCAUUGCGCAUAGGUCAUGGAGAUGAUAACCAUGCAGAUGCAGACAGAUCUCCUAUAUUUCUUCAAUUUAUUGACUGUGUUUGGCAAAUGACAAAACAGUUUCCUUCAGCAUUUGAGUUCAAUGAACUCUUCUUGAUUACUAUAUUGGAUCACCUUUAUAGUUGCCUUUUUGGGACUUUUUUGUGCAACUGUGAGCAGCAGCAACAGAAAGAGGGCAUACAUACAAAGACUAUAUCUUUAUGGUCAUAUAUCAACAGCCAACUAGAUGAAUUUAGUAAUCCUUUUUACGUGAACUAUGAAAAUCAUGUCUUAUAUCCUGUUGCCAGUCUGAAUCAUUUGGAAUUGUGGGUAAACUACUACAUCCGUUGGAAUCCACAGAUGAGGCCUCAGAUGCCAAUCUACCAGAAUCUUAAGGAGCUACUUGCAAUCAGAACAGAACUUCAAAAGAGGGUAGAAGAUUUACAACGGGAAGCUGCUGCAAGGUCCAUUUCGUCAUCGUCUGAUCGAGGAUCCUCACCUUCUCACUCGGUUACCCCAGUACACACCUCUGUUUGAUAUAUUAUAAAAAGCAUGAACAGUUCUGUAAAAUAAGGUUACCUGGAUAUGUUCUGUAGUUCUGAGAAUAUCCAUAAUAUGAUGUAAACAGAACCCCAACCCAGUGGUGAAGGUGAUUUUUUUAUAAUUGAUGUGAUAUCUAUGCCUUACAACUCUUUUUUUUGUAAUGAGGCCAAAAUGUCCUUCAAUAAGUGAUAUUUUCAUAAAUUGGUAAUGUGUGUAUAUUUUGGCAGCUUUAGCAGAACCACUUAUUGUAAAAUUAACUUCACUUUGAGCAACCAGCAGUUUUUCCUGAGAUCUUUAAAGGGAUUCUAUGGAA